CAAAACGAAAGUAAAACCUUCCCAGAGCGCGUUGUAAACUCGGAAGUAUGACGGAACUUCUGGACCGGAAAUACAGAGAUCAGUUAGGGACUUGGAUAGGAAAGACCUGUCACUUCCGGUUAUUGUACAAGAUCAGUAGAGAUGGAUGUUCAGCCACAACAUUCCAUCAGAAGUGUGAUGGUCAGGGACCCACAGUGACGGUUCUAUACAACACUAACAACACGAUAUACGGGGGGUACCUCUCACAGAGCUGGAAUUCUACUUGCUCAUAUUUGAAUGAUCCAAAUGCAUUUCUUUUCCGUCUGCAGUACAACGGGUCUUCAAACCCAUUAAAGUGUGCUGUCACCAAGACAGGUUACGCUGGAUAUGGACAUAACAACUAUGGACCGACGUUUGGUGGUGGGCAUGAUAUCCACACGUUUAGUGGAACCAUCAACUCGUCUGGAAAUUAUUUUUCAUUAAACGGAUAUCUCCACGGCUUGGGGAAUUCCUACAAUUUAAAUGGUCAAAACAUUGAUUCUAUUACUAACAAUAGCCUUCAAGUGACGGAUCUAGAAGUGUAUCUUGUAAAAGACGGCCCUGACCCAAACAAGUCAAUAAUGGAUUCAGAACUUCUGGAGAACCCUUGGAGAAAAUUUCCAGACUUUGAUGUAAAGACAGUGCAGCAGCUAAAGGAGGCAGUUGUGGAAUAUGAACCUGAAAGUGAGGCCAAUGUGACUGCAGUAAACAUUCUUCUGAUUGGUCAGAUCGGAGCGGGAAAAUCAAGCUUUUUUAACUCGGUCAACUCCAUUUUCCGCGAUAAAAUAACCAGUAAGGCUCGGAGUGGAAGCUUUGAGCACAGUCUUACUACAGUGUUUCGGAAGUACACCAUCAAGGACCAGAACUCUGGACAUAACCUGAAGAUCCGCCUGUGUGAUACCCGGGGUCUGGAGGAGGACUUUACAAUAGACGCCCAGGAGAUGGCUUACAUACUGGACGGAAACGUACCGGACAGGUACCAGGUAUGAUACAAAUAUAAAAAGAUACCAAUAGACGCUCAGGAGAUAGCU
Saccostrea cuccullata (small rock oyster) is the source of this 1049-nucleotide messenger RNA. Its product is annotated as interferon-induced protein 44-like. The record is from RefSeq and is a predicted model, not a curated record. The coding region runs from base 48 to 1007 and encodes 319 amino acids. The transcript is spliced from 5 exons. Lineage: Eukaryota; Metazoa; Mollusca; Bivalvia; Ostreida; Ostreidae.